This is a messenger RNA of Symbiodinium pilosum, 1584 nucleotides long. NCBI's taxonomy places the organism in Eukaryota, Dinophyceae, Suessiales, Symbiodiniaceae. The record is from the annotation of a GenBank genome assembly.
AUGGCGAAAGAGGAUUCUGGGUCAUCCUCCGAGAGCGAGGAGGACAAGGAGUCUCUGGAUGACAAGCUGAAGAGGAUAACAAAGCUGGGCAAGGAGGGGAAUGUGGAAGGCCUGGUGAAGGAGGCAAAAUUGGCGGACUGCUCACCAGAGAUGGUGUCCUUUGCUUCUAGGAAGGCGAAGGACCUUGGCAACUUGGCCUUCCAGAAGAAAGACUAUGAGCAGGCGCUGGAGUACUAUGCCGGCGCACUCUUAGGGGAUGCGCCGGAAAGGUACAAGAUCUACAGCAACCGCUCUGCGUGCCAGUUCCAGCUUGGAAAGUACACCGAGGCCUUGGUCGAAGCCACCAAGGCCAUCAAAGAGAACAGAUCCUGGUCCAAGGGUUACUUCCGCGCAGGCCGCGCGGCCUUAGAGAUGGAAUACUACCAGGAAGCCCUGGAGAUGUUUGAGAAAGGCCUGGAGAAGGAGCCCAGCAACAAGGACUUGGUUGUUUGGACGCAGAAGGCCCGUGACAUCCGCAACCAGCAUAAUCAGGAGAAGUUGGUCAAGAAGCACACCACGGAUUACUCCAAGUUUGACGCGCUGAUGCAGCAGCAAAAAGAAGAGGAAGAUGAGGAGGAGGCUGCGAAUGACCCAAAUCGGAUCAUCCUCGGAGACAAGUACUACUCAUCUUCAAAGAUGGAGCAGCGCCAACUGAAGGCGAUGCUGGGCUACAAGGAGCCUCCGCCACCUCCGUUCGAGCCCAAGUUCGACAUGGAGGUCAUCUACAGGCACGACAACCGUGGCGCCAAGACGCAGCAUCCCAUUUGGGAUCCGACCACUCGUGAGUGGCGCAUCGACGCCAAGCCAGCACCGAGCCGCGUGGACUACAGCGACUCUCAACAAGCGCAGGCUAUUGCCUUGUUCCUGGAGAGACAGAGUGAGGUCCAGCAGGCAGAGGAGCUUCUGAACCUGGUCGACCAGCACGCAUCCCCUGUGGAUGCAUAUGUCAAGGCUGUACGGGAUAUUGUGGGACAGCUGAUGGGCGCCACCAACGCAGAUGGCACGCGGCAGAAGCACAGCAUGCUCGGGAAUGACGCGAGGUGGCUGUUUGUGGGUCUUGGGACCUGCCUGCCAUUGCUGACCGCGGCAAGGUACCUCCCCACUUCCGAGAUCGUCGCAAACACCGCGCAUCGCGCGGCAUACAUCGCGGACCUCUACAUGACCAUUGCUCGUGAGAACGGCUUGAAGUCGCAGCAAGUGAAGUUUGUUCAUCGCCCGUCUCACGAGCUUGCUGUCGUGGACCCUGACGGAACGGAUGAGAACAACUUGACUGGUCGGGUUGACGUUGCAGUGCUCGACUACGAGCUCUUCGAUCCGGGCCUAAUCGGCAAGGGGGUCCUGGCUAGGGUGAACCAUGUGAAGAAGAAGUUGGUGACCGCUGACCACAUGAUUCUUCCCAUGGGUGCUCAGAUCCUCUGUGCACCCUGUGAGAUGAUGUGUCCGCGGGGCGACGGGCCGGAUGGCCUGGACUGGCAGGCCGGGGAUGACUCGCGCUGGGGCGCCUUCUACGAGGCCGGCAACUUUGAUGGUGGCCUUCGGGAGUGA